AUUUGUAAAACUAGUGAAAAUUCAUUAAUAAAACCUCGAAAAUAUUCUAUGAAUUUGUAAAAAAAAUUCAAACAUGAAAAUGUUGUAACAGUGAAAGAUUGAAAUAGAAAUAAAUGUUAAAGAAUAAAUAAAUUCUCGGAUUUUUAUGGCUGCAAUCAGAUGAAGAGAAUGAAAGUGUAGAUGUGUGAAAACAAAGAAAAAAAAUUAAACAAAUUACAAUGGGAAAAAUAAAUAAAAGUAUUUUUUAGCAAAAUUGAAAGAAAAUACAUUUGAAAUUUGAUAAAAUAUAAAUCCAAAGAAGAUAAAGACGCAUUUACCGUUGAAAUAAUAAAACAAAAGUGAUUCAUCGUUAUCAACAUUACUGCACACACUCCUCCUCAUCAGAUAUUUUGUGUGAACAACUUCUUCUGCACUGGUGUCUGUUGCACUUGUUUCGUGUGUCAAUGAAUUGUGUUUUGCUGAUUUUUUGAUUUCGUGAUUCCUUCAUUCUCAUAUACUCGAAAGAAACACUACCUCCGGCAGCUGAUACAGUGAAAUGAUUAAGUGUAUGAAAUCGGUCGUCAGCUGCUUCAUUUGAUUUUUCACUUCAUACGAAAUUUUCUUCAUUUGAGAUACUUUAUAAAAUGGAUUUGGUAGAUAUCGAUCAAGUUUUGGACAACCUGGAGUUGCACGAAGAGGCUGAAAACGAGCAGAGAAGGGCAGAGGAGAAACUUUCUAAGAGUACUCAACCACAACCAAAGUCGUCCACAAAUACGAAUAACGGUUAUGUACAGCAAUCCCUCGAAGAACCAACAGGAAAGUCAGGUUUUAAAGCAGUUUCUCAGGUAUUUAACAGUUUAGAUGACUACUGCAAUAAUGUAGAGUCUUUGGAAUCAAAAGCAUCAACCACAACUGUUUCCGAAAUAUGUCAAAAGUCUCAUGAAGAUUAUGAUAAUGGCCAUAGAUUUCAACCACAACAUACGGUCAGCUCAUCUAAGCAGGAAUUAGCUGAGUAUGAAAAUGAGGUGGAAGAAAGUAAAGAUAUACAUAAAUUCACAGAGGAAAAACGAAAUAAAUUAAAAACAAAUAAUGAUUCGGUAGAAAGAGACACAACAGAUUCGAAUAACUCGUUUACAUCGGAAUCUUUAACCACAUCCUCGAAUUCAACAUUCUCCUCGGGACCUUCCUUUGAGGUGGAGUCAUCUUUAGAGGAUCCCAUUCCUGCAACACAAUCGAAGGAAGAAAAAGUGAUUAAUGAAAAUAUAGAAGGUUCUCAAUUACGGCAAGUUGAAGAUACUGCGACAAUACCAAUAAACAAAUUAUCUCCAGAAACUAAAAGUUGCCAUCAAAGCGAGUCGGAACAGGACUUAGACAAAGAACAUUUAUUAGAAACUGAAGAUGAGCAUCAACCAAAUAUAGUAGACGAUAACAAAAGUCAGAACAUUGAAGAUCUUGCACAAGGUUUAUCCUCUAUUUCUAUAACAAGUGUUAAUUUUCAGUCACAAUCCAUAUUACCUUUGGAGACGUCAAUAUCAUCAUCGUCAUUGGGCAAAGUUUUAGAUAAUCUUACAGUUUCGGAAGACACAUCCGCGCUUAGCCAAAUUAGAGAUAUAUCCGAUAAAGCAGUAACAUCAGAGACUAAACUAACUUCUAUUGUUUCCGAACCACCCAAUACGUCUGUAGAAGUAAUUAAUGAAUCUGUACAACAGCAGCACAGUCAUCAGAUGCAGCAGCCACAACAGCCACCGCAACAAAAUGCUGCAAGUCUGCCUCAACCGUUGGAAUAUGUUGCUUGUAAAAUGGAAGCUCAAGUACAAAUUCAACAACCAAUAACAUUUUGCUCUACUAUGGAUGAUAUUUCAGAUACUGAAUUGGAUUCCAUGUUGCAGGAAAUGGAUAUCGAUGAAGAGGGAGCGGACGAGCAGCAAAAGCCCAAACCUGAAUUCGUUGCAAUAGUAAACUCUGUGGACUCGGAGAUUUUGGAAAAUCCAAAGGAUCAAAUUAAGGAAACAUACGCUGCUACAAUCAUGGAACAAAAAGAAGAGAUCGCAUCAUUAUCCAGCUCAGGGGAUCAUCCGAAUGGUGAUAGUUUUUCACAGGCUUCAACAGUCGAGUUUUCAGAAAUAAGGCCCCAGUUGGAGAAUGAAAACGAUGUGGCAGAACCAGAAAAUAAUAUGGUUAUAAAUUCGCCAGUAUCUUCGUAUAGUAACAGCGAAUCUUCUUCGUUGGAGGGUGAUAUAAUUCGGCCUAAAAACAUAGAAGUAGAAGAUGAUGGCGACGCGUCAAGACCGCAAAGGCCGACCUCGUUGGACUUACCAGCUAUUCAAGCAUUGGACUUGUAUGCAAAUGCAGGACAAACUCCACCUGGUAAUGAGCAAUCGCAACAGCAACCGCAACUAGAACAAGAGCAGGCAGAGUUACAAACUCCUUCUCCCGAAGUAGAACCUCACGAAAACCCAAUAACAAGCGACGUGGCCGAAGCCACUGGUUACAGUGAAGACCCUAAUGCGAAUUUGGGCAAAGUUCCUCCAAUAUGGGUACCCGACAAUAUGGCAACUGGCUGCAUGCAAUGCUCAGCCAAAUUUACAAUGAUUAAACGUCGACAUCAUUGUCGAGCCUGUGGCAAAGUACUGUGCUCAGUCUGUUGCUCACAAAAAUUCAAACUAGAGUUUCUUACUGAGCCGGAGUCUAGGGUUUGUGUGCAGUGUUAUUUAAUUCUUACCCAAAGACAAACACAAAGUGUGAUAAACUCAAGAAUAAAUGAUCAAAUUCCAUCUGCACUUACACAAGACACAACUGCCCCGAUGAACGACAAUGUCGUUCCAACAGACCGUUCUCCAAAUCCCAACAAUCCAAUGGAAUACUGCUCGACUAUUCCACCGUAUCGACAAGUCAGCACAGAGCCAAAAACGACACCCAGUGUAAUUGUGCCUGUAGGAGUACUGAAGAAAGAUAACGGGAGUUACUCGUCGAAUUCUUCCAAUUCCAGCGGCCAAAAGGCACGCAAACGUAAAUCUGUCAUGUUUAGCGAUGGCAUAGCGCCAGGCAGUGAUCUGGCUAGCAUAGAUCAGUGGAAUGAACCCAAACAACCGCGUCGACAAAGUGAUCGUUCAAAUAGAAACUCAAACGGCAGUAAUAAACCAUCAACGCCAACGCGCUCCGAACACAUAACUGAUGUCACCACCAUGGGUUUGGUAGCCCAAUUAUUUAGGGGAUCAAUACCGCCUUCGGCUGCCGCUGCUACUCUUAAUACCGUACAAUCUAAUUCAUCUUCGAAAAGUUCAAAAGGAACAGUUUCGAAACAAAUAACAGAUUCUUCAAUAAAUAAUAAAGCGUCAUCUGCAGUGUCAAAAAGUCAGGAUAACAGUCGUGCCAAACGUUUACCACCAUCAGGAUGUGAUGACCAUGGCUGCUUUAUACCAGCGGCUGAUGGUGCUUUACCACCCAUUGUGACUGCAAAAGACGAAAGUGGUUGUGAUUAUGACUACAAGGAUGUCACCAAUAAUUAUGAUUUAGUUAAACGUUUACAGAACGAAACUCUCAAGUUUGCAGUGCAAAAGAAUUUCUUUGUUUUUGCUAAAAUCGUCAAUUUGAAGUGUUGUUUAAACCGAACAGUCAUUAAUUUCACCACAUACGGUAUGCAUCAUGUGGGCAAUGAUGAAAUUGUUAUUUUAUUGGAGUUUGAACCACCAGCCUCGAAAGAAGACGUAUCAGUCGGUGGUAAUCUGAUACCGAAAGACAUUUUUGUUCAUUUGAAUGAAAUUUAUAAUAACGCCGAAUCCGGAAAUCCAAUUCAAGAUUUAACUCACACCAGUCCACAACAACCAACUUUCCUAGGAUCUCGGGAUUAUGGCGGUUUUAUAUUCAUACGACCCACUUUUCAAUGUAUGCAAGAUAUUAUUCUGCCAGACAAUCCCUAUUUGAUCGGUAUACUAAUACAUCGCUAUGAAGUUCCAUGGGCCAAGGUGUUUCCUUUGCGUUUAAUGUUACGAUUAGGCGCCCAAUAUCGUUACUAUCCUUGUCCUCACGUGUCGAUGGUAAACAGAGAUUCGGUUUAUGCUGAAAUCGCACAGACAAUUAUUAACUUCUUGGCAGAUUUUCGCAACUACACGUAUACAUUGCCAUUCAUAAGAGGAAUGUAUAUUCACAUGGAAGAUCGUCAAACUACGGUGGUGAUACCACGAAAUCGUUUAGAGGACGUUAUUAAAGCUAUAAACAAUUCCAGCGAUCACAUUUUGGCUUUCGGUGGCAACUUCUCAAAGUCAGCCGAUGGCCAUUUAGUGUGCAUGCAAAAUGUAAACGAUGACCGUACUGAAAUGUACGCUUAUUCUACACAAGCUAUCAACAUACAAGGACAGCCCAGAAAAGUAACUGGUGCAAGUUUUUUUGUACUGAAUGAAUCCUUAAAAACCACUAGUGGUUUAUCUGGUAAAUGCAGUAUUGUCGAAGACGGUCUAAUGGUACAAAUUUUGCCCUCAAAAAUGGAAGAAGUACGUAACUCUUUAAAAAAUCAAACAGAUGUUACCAUCAUUUGUGGCCCGAUUGAUGCUGAUGAACAACACACGGAAAUUGUUUGUCUCAAAUGGGUGGAAAAUGAUAAGGAAUUUAAUAUUGGAGUCAAAUCGCCAAUAGAUGAUAGACUAAUGGAUGGCAUAUCAAGUAUGCGGGUUCAUGCCAGUUUCAAUUAUUCUAAUUCAAAUUACGCCAUUCGCUUGACCGACAUUUAUGUAGUUAAGUACGACAACUGGUACAAUACUAACUCUUCGACUAUUAGCGCAGCCACAACUUCAGAUAUAACACGUAUGACUGAACAAAUUGCUCGCAGCACAUCAAUGGCCCUCGUGCCUUUUCUAGAUCUUUUAGCAGCCAGUAAGAGUACGAAGAUAGGUCUUAGAGCGACGUUACAUCAAGAUAAUGUUUGUUAUGAAGCUGGAACACGUGGUGAAAAAUUACCACCACUGUACAUGAACGCAAUGGAUAACCAUUUGAUUCCUACCCUACAUAGCAUUUCUUCUAGCAUUGAAGAAGCGAUUAUAUUAGAGUUAAUCUUUUACAUAUUAAAUGUUUAGUAAAUUGAUAUUAAAAACAGUAAUACGCAAAUUAAUAAUUAUUCUUUAACCCCUCUAUCUAUCUGUUUUAACAAUUCUCUGUCUAACGAUAAACGACUCUUAACGAAAUUCCUCUAAUUAAAUAGAGCCUAGAGUGCAAUUAAAUGAAAUGAUAAAUAAAUAAAUACUAAUAACGAAGUGGAGGUUAACGAAAUGGCUGCUCUCCUUAACAACAACUUAACUAUUUAUUUCAAUAUAAACGAUAUGAAGCGAUAAAAUACUAAGUAAUAGUAUGUAGUUUUUAAGUAUUUAAAGUUAAUAAUCAUGUUGAUGAAAAUUACUACAAUAAUUUUGUUUAGAUUAGUUAAAUAUCAUUCUUUAUUCGAAUUAAUUUUUAAUUUCUAUUGUUUUAUUUUUCUUCACACUGGAUUAUAGCCUCACUCUUAAUAGAUCACUUGUUUUUGGGAAAAUUUAACGUAGUUACUAAAUUAGUAUAUUAGAAAUACAUACUAUUUUAAUACAUAAAUGUAUUAUAAAUGAUAAAAAUAAAAAAAAACAUAUUAAAAAAUAAUCACACUAUAAUUGUUUACGUACGUAUAUGUGUUGUAUUUUAAUUUUAUCUGUAUUUUAUUAUUAAAUAAUUAAUAAAGCAAAAAAGUACCUUUAAUGAAAAGUUAAAUCAAAUAAAAUAAUAAA
Calliphora vicina (urban bluebottle blowfly) is the source of this 5723-nucleotide messenger RNA. It is a transcript of the gene Sara, whose product is annotated as Smad anchor for receptor activation. The record is from RefSeq and is a predicted model, not a curated record. The coding region runs from base 624 to 5048 and encodes 1474 amino acids. Gene Ontology annotation, biological process: endosomal transport. The transcript is spliced from 8 exons. Lineage: Eukaryota; Metazoa; Arthropoda; Insecta; Diptera; Calliphoridae. Gene Ontology annotation, molecular function: metal ion binding. Gene Ontology annotation, cellular component: early endosome membrane.